GCCGCGCUACACACGCACCACACACAAAACUCGGCAGCCUACUCGCGCUACAUUGUAAUUCAGCUGUUUCGAGAGAAAACAAAAAAGAUGCGAUUUUACGGUCAAACUGCGUCAAGAGAGCACACGCCAGUGAAACGACGACAUUUUCCAUUAUUUUCGAAUAAAUACUUUUGCACCGGAGCUCAUUAUUAUCUGUGCUUCGCCAUUCGACCGAAAGUAUUUUAGUGAAAAAUGCCUCGUUGCUUGAUCAAAUCGAUGGUACGGUAUCAACGAUCGAAUAAUUCAGAAAAAGAACUGCAGUCGUUGGCGCCCACAUUGGAUUCAGCGAGGAAGCCGAAAAGUUCAAAAGACAACGUAUCCAAAUCGGGAAGCGUGUGGAACAACGCACGUUUGCCAAUAAUGACGCGUUACAAUAUAAAAAAUGACAACAAUCUGUUAUUGCACGGGUCGAUACCGAGCGAGCUGGGAUUGCACUACUACAAAGCCGAGAACGAGACCAUUGUUUCAGGGGAUUUUUCGACACUGGGCACUCCCGAAUUGAGCGAGCGGAAUAACGGACUGAAAAACUACGAGCAAGAAGGAAUGAUGACAGGGAGACAAACACUGCUGAGGGUCACCGACGAGCAGAGGCCCGGUAGAUCGUUCAACGAUGAAAAAACGAGUUCUAGUAUCGAAGUACCACCGGAAAUGACUUUUGAGGCAAAAUUAAAUCCUGACGCUGAAAUAGCACUCGUGGGAAAAACGGAACUGGAAAGUGGGCCGUCUUGGAAGAGACACAAGGCCAUGCACUAUUGUCCUUACUGCAGAAAAAGUUUCGAUCGUCCAUGGGUGUUGAAAGGUCAUUUGAGACUUCAUACCGGAGAGAGACCCUUCGAAUGCCCAGUCUGUCACAAGUCGUUCGCUGAUCGAUCCAAUUUGAGAGCUCACCAGAGAACCCGGAGUCAUCAUCAGUGGCAAUGGCGCUGCGGAAUUUGUUUCAAGGCUUUUUCGCAACGGCGAUACUUGGAGAGACACUGUCCCGAAGCUUGUCGUAAAUACCGAUCUUCGCAGAGACGCGAUCAUAAUAAUGUUUGUUAGCAAUAUAUAUUUAUUUAUAUACAUGAACAUAAACGUAUAUAUACAUAUAUGUACACGUUUUUCGGUUUGACUUUUUACGAUCGAAUCUCUGUCGAAUGUACAGACGGCGUAGAAAUAUUGUUUGUUUCAUCGUAAUAUAAAACCAAGCAAUUAUCGUUAUAAUGUGUUAUUUUCGUCUACUUUAUUGUUUAAAUUUCAAUUAUCCAGUGUCGGAACUAUAUGGACUGAAGUUCUUGAUUUUUAAAUACCUCUUAUCAUGUUCCAUUUAUUUUUUUUUUACGAGGUUUUAAAGACUUCCCGGAACGUUUGUAAUAGCCGGCUUCUUUUUUUGUAUGCGAUAGCAGCGCCGUCGUCUUCGAACUAUAUCGCCUUAAACCAAACAUCAAUUUGAAUAAAUGUAUCUGUUUUGUUA
Messenger RNA from Venturia canescens, 1489 nucleotides. Its product is annotated as zinc finger protein 449-like. Gene Ontology annotation, biological process: regulation of gene expression. The record is from RefSeq and is a predicted model, not a curated record. The transcript is spliced from 3 exons. Bases 232 to 1077 code for a protein of 281 amino acids. Lineage: Eukaryota; Metazoa; Arthropoda; Insecta; Hymenoptera; Ichneumonidae. Gene Ontology annotation, cellular component: nucleus.